Molecule: messenger RNA, 4283 nt
Organism: Capsella rubella
Lineage: Eukaryota; Viridiplantae; Streptophyta; Magnoliopsida; Brassicales; Brassicaceae
Product: DEMETER-like protein 2
Exons: 21
Coding region: 154-4035 (1293 amino acids)
Biological process (GO): base-excision repair
Molecular function (GO): 4 iron, 4 sulfur cluster binding; DNA demethylase activity; DNA N-glycosylase activity
Source: RefSeq, a predicted model, not a curated record
UCUGUUGUUUUCACUCUUAAGAACUUAUUGGUAUCUCUCUCCCUUUCAAUUGAAUGACAUUAGAAUUAAAACAUUUUGAGGAAGUUUCACCUACCACUAAUGGUACAAUUGUGAUUGAACAAAGAAGAGGAGAAGUGAUCUGGUUUAACAGAUAUGGAAGGAGAAGUGAGAAAAUAUAGAGAGAGACAAGCUAGGGUUCAAAGGGGACUAGUCAUACAAGAACAACCCAUAUUUCAAAACAUGCAGCACAAUCAAGUGCCUGAAUCAGACAGGAGGAGACUUAGUCUUGAGAACUUACCUGGCCUGUACAACUUGUCUUGUUCACAACUACUGGCUCUGGCUAAUAACACACUCGGCACAAGUUCAUCAGUUGGUGCAUCACCAAGUUCUCAAUAUUUGAUGGAUUUUUGGAUUGAUAGCUCGAGUAUGGAGUCUAAUCCGUUGAUUUCCAACCCUGGAUCCUCCCUUGGGAUAAAUACAGGCAUUCCUGGAGAAAGGACAAUGCAAACACCACAACAUGAUGUGCCAACUCCACAGAAGUUUCUUUGUGACCUUAAUCUUACACCUGAAGAGAUGGUGAGCACCAGUUUCCAACCAACAGAACCUGAGAUUCCUCCUGUGACAUUAGAUACGCCAGGAACAAGAUUGUCUGAAACUGAUCAGAAGCCUCAUGACCCUAUCAAGAAGUCUAUUCUUGAAACUGGAUCUCCUUCAGGAGUAAAGAGAAGAAAGAGACCACGAAUUGAUGAGAAUGCGCAGCUGAAAACACCAGCAUCAAAGAGAAAAAAGAUCAGGCCGAAGGUCGUUCGUGAAGCCAAAACAAACGAAGCCUCAUCUAAAUCAGGGAUUAAAAAACCCUCUGUUUCUGCUGCGACUGCUACUAAACCUUCUGAAGAGAGCAGUUACAUUCGGCCUAAAAGGUCGAGAAAAAGGUCUGUGCGACUUGACUUUGACCUUCAAGACGAAGACCAGGAGUAUUGUGGUCUCGACUUCCCUUCAGAAUAUCGCACAGGUGGGGAAGGACCAACACUUGGGCUAUUUGGUAGCAUCCCAAAAGGAAGACGGAAAAAAAGAAUCCAUGCCAAUAAGAGACAACAAAAAAUCAAUCCGUCUUCAGAACGAGGCAAUGAUUGCCUCAGUUCUACGCUGUCUCUUGUCAACACAGGACCAGCAGCUUUCUCUGAGUCAGAAGAAGACAUUGCAAGUAAUUCACACAUUUAUCAAAGCUUGGGAAGAAAAAGAUCAAGAUUAGUGACCAUACCGAGGAACUUUGGGUCACUGGCGAAACUUUUAGAAAGUAUUGUACCAAGCAAGUGCAGUCUUCCGCUGCUUAAUGUCUCGGAGAUACAACCAAAAGUGCCUAGGAAGAAGCGGAGACAAAGAGAUCCUUUAGCAAGCCAACUCAAUGCAAGGAUACUACACAGAGAGUGGCAAAGUCCAAAACCAAAAGUUACAUCAUUUGCUGAGAUGUGGAUUAGAAGUAUGGAACUCGAUUCCGUCACUAAGAAGCUUCAAGAGCUGGAUAUCAACAAGAAGUUUCAAGAAAGUGCACUUGUUCUAUACCAAACCUUAUAUGAAGAGCAACGCGUACUGAUAAAAUAUAGCAAGAAGCAGCUACCAAAAGUAGAUAUAGAUCCCGAGACAAAUCGAGUAUUUAAACUCUUGAUGUCGAGUAUCAACAACGACGGUGUUGACGGAUUGGAUGAGGACAAACGCAAAUGGUGGAAAGAUGAGAGAAACGUGUUCCAUGAGAGAGCAAACUCGUUCAUUGCUAGAAUGAGUAUAGUGCAAGGGGAUAGGACUUUCUCACGUUGGAAAGGAUCUGUUGUGGAUUCAGUAGUGGGAGUUUUCCUCACCCAGAAUGUUGCAGAUCAUUCAUCAAGUUCUGCAUAUAUGGAUCUUGCCGCUGAGUUUCCUGUCAACUGGAACUUCAACAAGAGAUCAUCUCUUGAAGAGUGGGGAAGUUCAGCAACUUCAAAUCCAAGAAUUCGCAAGUCAACUUGUGUCAUCAUAGAGGAGAUUGAUGAUGAUGAUGAUGAGGACGGCACUGAUGCUGUUUGUGCUCAUGAAUCCUCUAAAACCAGUGACAGUUCCAUGAGCUCUACAAAUCAGUCAACAAUGACGCUGCUGGAUCCAUCUGCGGGCACGUCUACUUCUUCUCACUGUGAACUGAACCUAAAUGAAGUACCACAUGAAGUAGAGAACUGUGAUGUUGAUGCACUCACAAACAAAUUCUAUGAAGAAAUUCAGGUUCAACAUAUGUCGAGCCAUCAACAAGAACUGGACAGUACCCUUCAGGCACAAGACCAGGAAAAGAACACAAGAAAGGAGGUUGUGAAGAACAAGGAGAAGAAGAAACCAACUACUUCCAGACCAGUAGGUCGACCACCCAAAAACAAGGUGAAGGAAUCAAAGAAAAAGUCAAAGAAACCAGCAAAGAGCAAGCUGGAAGACAGCUUUGACUGGGAUAGUUUGAGAAAGCAAGUAGAAAGUGGUGGCAAAAAGAGAGAGAGAACAGAAAGAACGCUGGACACAGUUGAUUGGGAUGCACUUCGGGGUUCUAGCGUCAACAAGAUCGCUGCUAUAAUCAUAAAAAGAGGAAUGAACAACAUGCUUGCUAAGAGAAUCAAGGACUUCCUAAAUAGACUGGUUGAAGAACAUGGAAGCAUUGACUUGGAGUGGCUAAGAGAUGUUCCCCCUGACAAAGCCAAGGAGUAUCUACUAAGCAUAAACGGAUUAGGAUUGAAAAGUGUGGAGUGUGUUAGACUUUUGUCACUACACCAGAUUGCAUUCCCUGUUGACACCAACGUUGGACGCAUAGCUGUGAGACUAGGAUGGGUUCCUUUACAGCCACUACCUGACCAGCUGCAAAUGCACCUUUUAGAGCUGUACCCUGUAUUGAAUUCAGUUCAAAAGUAUCUCUGGCCACGCCUCUGCAAGCUUGACCAAAAAACCUUGUACGAGCUGCAUUACCACAUGAUCACAUUCGGAAAGGUAUUUUGCACCAAAUUAAAACCCAAUUGCAAAGCAUGUCCAAUGAAAGCGGAGUGCCGACACUACGCUAGUGCACAAAGGGCACGUCUUGCUCUACCAGAACCGGAAGUGAGCGAUAGAACAACUGUAAUGCUCUAUGAGAGAAGGUAUAAAAGAAAUCCCUUUGUAGUUAAUUUUCGGCCAUCCUUAUUGUUUUCUCAAGAAAACGAGCAAGAAGCGCAAAGAUGCGAACCGAUCAUCGAAGAACCGGCAUCACCAGAACCAGAAUAUACAAUGCCAGACAUUGAGGAUUAUCCUUGGGACAAUAACAACGUUGCAAUGUCUACGAUCUUGGAAAAUGAUCCUUGGGAAGAUAAGGAUAUAAUUCCUACAAUCAUGCUCAACAAGGAAGCAGUUACAUCAACGGAUUUGGUGGUACUAAGCACACAAGCAGCAGCAAUACCUACACGUAAACUCAAGAUCAUGGAAAAGCUACGUACAGAGCACCUUGUUUACGAGCUCCCUGACUACCAUUCCAUUCUACAAGGGUUUGAGAGGCGAGAAGAUGAGGAUAUAGUUCCCUAUCUGUUAGCCAUUUGGACUCCAGGUGAAACUGAAAAUUCCAUUCAACUGCCUAAACAAAGAUGUGAAUUCCAAGGAGACAACAGUACAUUGUGUCAUGAAAAGAAAUGUUUCGAAUGCAACAAGAUACGGGAAGAGCAAUCACAAAUAGUGCGAGGAACUAUCUUGAUACCUUGCAGGACAGCAAUGAGAGGAGGCUUCCCACUGAAUGGCACCUACUUCCAGACCAAUGAGGUUUUUGCGGACCAUGGCUCUAGUAUCAACCCAAUUCACGUCCCAAGAGAACUGAUAUGGAAACUACCCCAAAGAAUCGCAUACUUUGGAUCUUCUGUAAGCUCGAUUUGUAAAGGUUUAACAGUGGAGAAUAUCCGAGAGAAUUUCAAGAGUGGAUAUGUUUGCGUGAGGGGAUUCGACAGGGUGAAUCGUAAGUCAAAGACUCUAGCGAAAAGACUGCACUGCACAAAGAGCAAACAUAAUUAGACAUUGGAUUCAUGGGUUUUAAAGGGUAUACAUCAAAGGUUCAUAGCUUUUUUCAUCAUCUUUCAGAUUCUUGCAACUCUUAGGAAAAAAAAAACAAUGUUUAUUUUUAUUUGGUUCUUUGCCAUAGUUUUGGGCAAUGGAUGUUUGGUUUUGAACUCAUCUUUCUUUUUAGUCAUUUAACAGAAAAAUUUGCUGCAGCAGCAAUUCAUAUUUAAUCAUAUCAAAAUGUAGUCGUUUUUUAAUCUGCA